CACCAUGCUGUACCCACUCUCCAUCCUCAGCCUCGUGCUUCUCUUCCUCAUCCACCUCACUCACUCACGGCUCAUCCGCUCACCAAAAACACAAUCAUGAAUCGCAAUAUCACCUCUCCGUCGAAACAGACACCAUUCCAUUCGAGACCCGCGCACACUGGAUGCGAAAAGCCAACGCCGCCCUCCCCGAACUCUCCUCACCAUGUCCCUUCGCCCCCUUCGGCACCGUAAUCGUAAACCACACCGCAACCUCGCCCGAAUUUCCUCACGGCCAAUUAAUCUGCUAUAGCGUGAACCAGAACAUACAAGAAGGCAACCCAACUUUACAUGGAGAAAUAUCCGGGAUAAACAACUGCACCAAAAUCCUCACGGACCCAUCAGGACCCUACAAACUCACCCCCAAAGCCGCCCUAUCAGCCUUCCACCAGCUAACGCUCUACACGAACGCCGAGCCGUGCCCCAUGUGCGCGUCCGCGAUCCGGUGGUCGGGCUUCAAAGAGUGUGUUUUCGGGACCAGUAUCGGGCAUUUGAUUGAGAAAGGGUGGUCUCAGAUCACGCUUUCGUCGUCGGAUGUAUUUUCGGAGGCGGGGGCUCUGCCGGGCGCGACGAGGUUGCUUGGGGGUGUGUUGAGGAAUGAGACGGAUGCGUGGUUUGAGUGGCAGUUUGAUGAGGGGGUGAGGUGUCCGAGGGGGUGUGAGAGGAAAGGGGGGAAGGGGUUGUGUGAGCCGGUGGAGGAGGAGGGGAGGGGUAGGAGUGAGUUGUGA
Molecule: messenger RNA, 764 nt
Organism: Mollisia scopiformis
Lineage: Eukaryota; Fungi; Ascomycota; Leotiomycetes; Helotiales; Mollisiaceae
Product: cytidine deaminase-like protein
Exons: 2
Coding region: 162-764 (200 amino acids)
Biological process (GO): purine nucleoside catabolic process
Molecular function (GO): guanosine deaminase activity
Source: RefSeq, a predicted model, not a curated record